AUUCUCAGUGGGGGAAAAAAAACAAGGGGGGGGGAGGGAAACAGAUUUGUCUUCCUCUCUCGCCAAGAAAAAAGAAGAUGGAGAGGAUGCAGGGAGAGAGAGAGGGAGAGGGAGACCCCCUGGAGCGAACGAGCCCACUGACCGACAAGGAGAGGCUGAUGAUCCAGGACUCCUGGGCAAAAGUCUACGAGAACUGUGAUGACGUUGGGGUGGCCAUACUUGUCAGGCUGUUUGUGAACUUCCCCUCAUCCAAGCAGUUCUUCAGCCAGUUCAAGCACAUCGAGGAGCCGGAGGAACUGGAGAGCAGCGUCCAGCUCAGGAAGCACGCUCGCAGAGUCAUGAGUGCCCUCAACACGCUGGUGGAGAGCCUUGACAACCCGGACAAGAUGGCCUCAGUGCUGAAGCUGGUGGGGAAGGCGCACGCACAGCGACACAAGGUCGACCCUGUGUACUUUAAGAUCCUGAGUGGUGUGAUACUGGAGGUCCUGGGAGAAGAGUUUCCAGCGGUUGUGACACCGGAGGUGGGCGUGGCCUGGACCAAACUCUUUGCUACGAUCUACAGCGGCAUCAAAGCCGUCUAUGAGGAAGUUGGCUGGACAAAGCUCUCAACCUCAACCGGGUGAAGCUUUUAGUCUGGUUUUUAUUGGACCAUGAGUGACUUUUAAUGUUUGGCCAAUGGCUUCAUAAGAGAGGGAAUAAUCAACUGUACUGACCUUUAACGGGAAGCAAUGUAUCUGGGAACCUAUACGGGGAAUACGGAUUAAUGUAGUCUUAGAUAAUAGUGGGCUAUAUGGGACAUAUAAGACAUAUAAGAAUAGGUACUGUGCCCUUUCUAUGGCUAACUGUGUGUAUGUGUGUGUGUGUGUGUGUGAGAAAGAGAGAGCAAAGGGAAAGAAACUGGAGACGUAAACCCGACAGUGGACAAGAGGUCACAUUUGACUUGGAUGUGCCUUCUACCGAAUGUGUAUAUCUAACAGAAAAACAAAGAAAACCCCUGCUGUGUAAAUACUGUUCUUUCUAAAUAUCAUGUGAUGUUUCCCUUAAUCAGCCUGGGCCCACUCGUGUUCGCUUUAUGGGAUAUUCAGAAGACAUUUUUACAUUUUCUAACAGUUAUUUGUGAUGGUUGUACAUUUUUUUCAUUAUGACUCACCUUUCUAUCUGUAUUUAACACAACUUUUAAA
Messenger RNA from Anoplopoma fimbria (sablefish), 1181 nucleotides. Its product is annotated as cytoglobin-1-like. The coding region runs from base 78 to 623 and encodes 181 amino acids. Gene Ontology annotation, biological process: oxygen transport. The transcript is spliced from 4 exons. The record is from RefSeq and is a predicted model, not a curated record. Gene Ontology annotation, molecular function: oxygen binding; iron ion binding; heme binding. NCBI's taxonomy places the organism in Eukaryota, Metazoa, Chordata, Actinopteri, Perciformes, Anoplopomatidae.